This is a messenger RNA of Sporisorium graminicola, 1659 nucleotides long. RefSeq lists its product as uncharacterized. NCBI's taxonomy places the organism in Eukaryota, Fungi, Basidiomycota, Ustilaginomycetes, Ustilaginales, Ustilaginaceae. Gene Ontology annotation, biological process: positive regulation of mitochondrial translation. The transcript has a single exon. The record is from RefSeq and is a predicted model, not a curated record. Bases 1 to 1659 code for a protein of 552 amino acids.
AUGCUGCGAUCAGCAAGCUCAGCCGUGAAAGCAGCGACGGCGGCUCAGCCUCGCUUAUCAGUUCGCUCUCUGGCAGCAGCUGCACCUCAAGCACGAUUGAUCUCGUCUUCAUCACACAGACGGCGCAGCGACGACUCACGUAAAGCAGCGGUCACCUCGACUCCCAAUGCUUCGAACCCCGCACAACGCACUGCAGCUGGAGCAGGCGUCGGCCGCUCCGCAUCGUCCGCUCCCUCCUCAUCUUCACCCUCGACAUCUGCCGCUGCUGCGUCCAAACCAGUGCAAAUCUCAUACAACCCGCCCAACAUGGGCACCGCCGGCGGAGGAUCCAUCACGCUCAACCUGCCGCCGCAACUUGUGCAAGCCAUGUCGCGCAAGAAGAAUGUCGCUCCCACAAAGACCUCUUCAGCACGCGCCAAAGCUCAGGCGUCCAAAGCGCUCAGGCAGACGCUCCCGGAGCCUACAACGGGCGAAGUGUAUGCGUGGGCGACGGCGUACUCGUACUCGUUCUCUGAGCUGACUCGGUCCGGAAGGCUGCCCGCGAACUAUCAGAUUUUCGAGGACAACGAGGUGAUCCAUAUCCCGCAGUGGCCUGUGCCUUCGUCGGCUGCUGCUGCAUCAGCAGGGUCUUCGGCGUCGAGCUCGACCACGAGCCGGGGAGAAGUGUUUAUUUUCCGGUCUGGAUCGUACGUCACCUGGGGCAUGGAUGAAGAGCAGAGCCAGCGUUUCUUAAGGAACGUUAUCCAGGGCAGAGAUCUCAAGUUCCAGGUCGAAGUCGGGAGGUAUCCGCAGAUUGGCGACGAGGCCAUGGAUUAUCUGUAUGCUCCUGCCCAGCCCACUCGAGUGCAAGGCGACAUUAUCGUCAUCGGCCAGCCGCCCAAGUCGUUCGACGCUGAGGCAGAGACAGUCGCAGACGAGACCGGCUCAGAAAGCUUGCUUGCCCAAGACUUGGGCGCUCACGCAGAACCUUCAAGUCCAACCCUGGCCAACCCAUCGGACGCCGCACCCGCUCCCUCCACCGCCGCAUCCAGCCCCUACACCCCCUUCGGCACAGAAUGGACACCCACCCUCGCGCGUCUCGCCUUCUCGCAAGGCCUCGCCCGCUCCGCCCGCCUCUCCGUUCAGGAAUCCGCCCUCUCGCGCUUCCUCACCACCGUCUCCGCCAUCCCGGCACAGCUCGAACUCGCCGGAUCCGUCCCCCUCUCCCGCACCGCCACCAUCAAACACACCGGCACUCUCCUCCGCUUGCGCCAGACCGCCAACUUGGACAGGGACAACUUCUACGACGAACCCGAGGUCUACUGGGAAAACUCAAAGAUGGAGGACCACUAUCGAUCCAUCUGCCACAGCCUGGAUAUUGGGCAGCGCUUCGAGACGCUGAACGAGAAGCUCGACCACUGCGAGAACCUGUUGGGGGUGGUGAGGGCGUUGUUGACAGAGAAGUCGACGCACAGGAUGGAGCUGAUCAUUAUCGGGCUGAUUGCGUUCGAGGCGGGCAUGGCGCUGGUCGGCCAUGGGUGGGUGCCCACGCCGGAGAACGUGAGGGGCUGGUGGGCUGGUGCGAAGGAAUACUUUGGACUGGAUGCGAUAGUAAAGGGUGAUGGUGAGGUGGUGACGCCGAUUUCUUUGCCACCGACGGCUCAGCCUCAUCUUGUCUGA